UCAUGGCAGCGCCGCUCAUCACGGGAGGGGUUAUCCGGGACAAACGCUUCCUUCGCUGGGUCGGAGAAACGCUGGAGUUCCGCUGGCUUCUCAAUAAGGAUCCCGAGGGAAAUGAAGAUGAGAUUCCUGGGGAGGACCUGUCUCAUUGUCUUGAGUUUGCUACCAGCUGUUUCUACACAAGGUGGAUGGCGUGUCGUUGGCUCUGAUCAGCCUGUCAUUGCUAAGCCUGGUGAUGAUGUCAUCCUGCCAUGUCACAUUUCACCCAGACUCAGUGCUGUGGACAUGGAAGUGAGGUGGUUCAGGGAUAUAUUAGAAAAACCAGUCCAUUUAUAUCAUUUCCAAAAGAAUAUUCUAGGAGUGCAGGACAGAGCUUACCAGGACCGCACUGCUCUCUCUCCUUCUGCACUGCAGACAGGUGAUAUCUCUCUGAAACUGAGAAACGUCCGGCCCUCUGAUAGAGGCGUCUAUACCUGCGUAGCUGGUGAUGGAAGUCGGUAUGAAGAAGGACAGACUGAAGUGAUAGUCGCAGCUCUGGGGACCCAGCCCUCAAUCUCUAUGGACUCUACACAAGGAGAGCAGACCCAUCUGGUGUGCAGAUCAGAGGGGUGGGACCCUGAACCUGAAGUGAUCUGGAGAGACAGGGAUGGAAACGAUGUGACAUCACUGUCCAACACAACAGUGCUGAGAGUCAGUCAGGGGCUCCGCAGUGUCAGCAGCUACAUCAAAAUCAAACAGCAGUCCAACGUGUUCUCCUGUCUGGUUAGAAGUAAAAUACCAAAACCAGACUGGGAAUCCAAACUCCACAUAUCCAGUGAUUUUUUCCCAGGAGUCUCUGGAUGGAUGGUGGCUUUCUUCUUGACUUUAGCUCUCAGUAUUGGAGCCAUUCCUCUGCUGGUGAUCCAAUGGAGAAGAAUGGAUGCCAUGGAGAGAAAGCUUGAGCCUAUGGCUGCUCAGUGCCUUCUUAAGGAACUUGAGUCUAUGAGACCGGUCCCCAAAUCAGAAUGGAAGUGGAUCCUCAGCUCAGCAGUUGACAGUUUGACUCUGGACCCUGAUACAGCACACCCAAUGCUGAUCCUGUCUGCGGAGGGGAAACGAGUGAGAGCGGGAUGGUUGCAGGCUGUCCAUGACAAUCCAGAGAGAUUUGAUUACUGGUGCUGUGUGCUGAGCAGGGAAGGCUUCACCUCAGGGAGACACUACUGGCAGAUGAACUUGGGGGGGAAUAAAUUCUGGAGAUUUGGAGUUAGCAGAGAGUCUGCCCGGAGAAAGGGGGAGUUCAGCAUGUCCCCCCAGCAGGGUUACUGGACUGUGGGGUGGAGGAGUGGAGAUGAAGAUAAAGAUGCAUUCAUUGCUCUCACUGCCCCCGAGACCCCCAUCACCCAGAGCCUGAAGCCCCAGAAGCUGGGGGUGUAUCUGGAUUAUGAGGAAGGGCAUCUCUCCUUUUACAAUGUGGAGACCAGAUCUCACAUCUACACUUUCACUGACAUGGAGUUCAAUCCCAAUGAGAAACUCUAUCCAUUCUUUUAUACUUACAGUAAAACAGACCUUGUGCUGGAGUCCCCUGGCCCUGUCAGCUCUGCAGAUUAAACACACAUUGCUGUCUGAACCAGGAAACUCUUCAAACAGCUCAGACAAUCUCCUCUUCACUUUCAGUGACACUCUCUCUGCACUCUUCUGGGCUGAUGAGAAGAAAUCCUCUCUCUUCCACCCUCUUACCCUGAGCCCUCCUCUUUAUUUCUCUACAUCCCCUUUCCUACUCUCCCUUCCUCUCUCACUCUCUCUUUCCCCUCCCCCUCUCCAUCUCCAGAUCCCUCUUUCUCUCCUUCUGCUCUCCUCUCUGCCUCCUCUAUGGCUCUCCUCUAUCUUUCUCUUUCAUGCCCUCUGAUAUGUUAAUCCCCUCUGUUUCCCACUCUCCCUCUCUCCACCCUGCCUUCUCUGCUCUCCCUCUCUCCUCCAUCCUCUCUACUUUCCCUCUCUCCACCCUUCCCUCUCCACCCUCCCUCUCUCCUCCCUGCCCCCUCUACUUUUUGUAUUGUGAUAUUUUGUAACAAUUGUAAGUCUCCCUGGAUAAGGGUGUCUGCUAAUAAAUAAAUAAUGAUGAUAAUAAAAUACUUUCUAGAAAAUAGAUGAAUACAUUAUUUUCCAUGUAAUCAAUAUUUACACUGAAGCUGAGAUGUUCCCUGAAUAUUACUCAUUGCUAAACUUAGUGAACUGAUUUCUGCUAUUUUGAUGUGGAUCUUCUUUUCUGUUUUGUAUCUAUUUUCUAUCUUUCUUGAUAAAAUAUAUAACGAUGCUGUGUGA
This is a messenger RNA of Acipenser ruthenus (sterlet), 2298 nucleotides long. Its product is annotated as butyrophilin subfamily 1 member A1-like. The coding region runs from base 112 to 1584 and encodes 490 amino acids. The record is from RefSeq and is a predicted model, not a curated record. NCBI's taxonomy places the organism in Eukaryota, Metazoa, Chordata, Actinopteri, Acipenseriformes, Acipenseridae. The transcript has 10 exons. Gene Ontology annotation, molecular function: protein binding.